Molecule: messenger RNA, 934 nt
Organism: Protobothrops mucrosquamatus (brown spotted pit viper)
Lineage: Eukaryota; Metazoa; Chordata; Lepidosauria; Squamata; Viperidae
Gene: ERGIC1
Product: endoplasmic reticulum-golgi intermediate compartment 1
Exons: 8
Coding region: 32-781 (249 amino acids)
Biological process (GO): retrograde vesicle-mediated transport, Golgi to endoplasmic reticulum; endoplasmic reticulum to Golgi vesicle-mediated transport
Cellular component (GO): endoplasmic reticulum membrane; Golgi membrane; endoplasmic reticulum
Source: RefSeq, a predicted model, not a curated record
AGAAAGAGAAUCAACUUCCCCAAUUAUUAACAUGUCUAAGCUUGAAUCUGAUUUCUAUUCAUUUGUAAAUGAACUCUAUGUGGAUGAUCCAGACAAAGACAGUGGAGGCAAAAUAGAAGUAAAUUUGAACAUCAGCUUGCCAAGCCUACACUGUGAAUUGAUUGGAUUGGAUAUUCAAGAUGAAAUGGGAAGACAUGAAGUUGGCCAUAUUGAUAACUCAAUGAAAAUUCCUCUGAAUAAUGGAGAUGGAUGCAGAUUUGAGGGUCAUUUCAGCAUCAACAAGGUUCCAGGGAAUUUUCAUAUGUCAACACAUAGUGCCACUGCACAGCCUCAGAAUCCUGAUAUGACCCAUGUCAUCCACAAAUUGUCCUUCGGCGACAAGCUUCAGGUCCCGAACAUUCAUGGAGCAUUCAAUGCACUAGGGGGAACAGACAGACUCAGUUCAAACCCCCUUGCUUCUCACGAUUAUAUACUGAAGAUUGUUCCUACUGUGUAUGAAGACAUGAGUGGCAAACAGCGCUACUCAUACCAAUAUACUGUAGCCAAUAAGGAAUACGUAGCAUAUAGCCACACAGGGCGCAUUAUUCCAGCCAUUUGGUUUCGCUAUGAUUUGAGCCCUAUUACAGUGAAGUACACAGAAAGACGACAGCCUUUGUACAGAUUUAUCACGACGAUUUGUGCCAUCAUUGGUGGAACAUUUACUGUGGCUGGGAUUCUUGACUCCUGCAUUUUUACAGCCUCUGAAGCCUGGAAGAAGAUCCAACUAGGAAAGAUGCAGUAACAAAGCAGUCUUCAGCCUAGUUGUGUGUGAAGAAGCAUACAAGAAAAAGCCCACAGCUAUCGACUUUUCUUCGUAUCAUUUCAGUUGACAAAUGUUACACAAGCCGUUGGAAACAUAAGGGUGCAGAAAGAAAUAAACCUCCCAAACAACCAA